CAUCUGAACAAAUUCUCGUUGGCCGCGGUUGCAUGUGGGCAGGUGAGCUGCGUCAUAAGGACUCGACUUGCACAACGACUCUCUUGCAAUCUAUCCUGUAGCAUUCCUAGUCCCAGAUCCACUGUCAUGAUUGCUCUUGUCAAGUCUCUCCUAGUAUGGGCGAUCUGGACUGGUUGGCACAGCACAUGCUAUUCGAUCAAGCUCACAAUCCUGCUCCUCACGAAGCUUCCUCUCUUAUCCUACAUCGCAUGGGCUACAUUCUCAUCGCUUGCAGUCAUCGCUGCACUCAGUCCAGAUUUGGUCUCUCAAUAUCGACCACUGGUUCGCAAAGCUGCACUGUUCAAUUGUGUUGCUCUUAGCGCAGUCUCUGAAGUUCCACACCUGAUUAUCGUCUUGAAGCUCUUCUUCAUUGGCUUCUCAAGGAUCUAUGGCACUUACAGAGCUGUUAUCAGCUGGCCGUUUCUGUUGUUAGACAUCAUCUCAUUAGCUGGGUGUCUUGGCAUACUAUACCACCAAGCCGAGGACGUACAGACAAUGGUGGAGCAAGCUGCACCAUUCUUGGAAAGAGACUCGACUCGUUUUGACGCCUUCAACCUUCUUGUUGAAGUCUUUGCGCCUCUAUGGAGAGAAGAUGAGCUUGUCUGUUUCAAGGACGCUGGUUACUUCGGCGCAGAACAGCUUCGCGAAAACAGUGUCAAGCGUCUAGUGCUCGAAGACACUGGUACCAUGGACAUUUACAGCACAGGGUUUCCUCCAGGCUCAAACAAGCCAAUUGUCAUCAACAUCCACGGAGGCUCUUGGUCACGAGGAUCCAACAAGGUGCCAAAUGCCGUGCUCACCACCAUGGCACGGUCAGGCGAAGUUCUUGUCAUGUCCAUCAAUUUCCGUCUCGCUCCAAAGUUUCCACUGCCAGCUGCCAUCAUUGAUAUCAAGCGUGCCAUCAUAUGGGCAAAGAAAGCUGCCAAGAAUUUUGGUGGAGAUCCAAAUAACAUCAUUCUCAUGGGCGACUCCAGUGGUGGUCAUUGCGCUCUCUUGUCUGCCUUGACUGCCAACAUUGAGGCUUUCCAAGAACAAACCCCCGAUGCAGACACAAGUGUGCAGGGCGCGGUCCUCCUUUGUCCUGCGCUUGAUCCUACAAACAAAUUCAAUAUCAGUCAUCGCUCGGGUGAGGAUAGCUGGUUCGUUAGAGCAUGCUGUGGCGGAGACGAAGCUGCAGCAAAGCUGGUGCAUCCAUUAGAGUAUGCUUCCAAGGAUAUGCCACCUCUACUCUCGCUACAUGGUACGGCUGAUACCCUUGUAGACAUCAAAAACAGCAGAUGCUGGCAAGCAAGAUGUGCGGAGAUUGGUGCAAAGGACAAGUUUGAUCUUGUGGAGAUGCCUCGAGCUCAUCACGUCUACUUUAUCUUCAGGAGCAUUCGAACCAUUGCUGCAGGUUUGAUUGCUGUCGACUGGAUCCAACACAGAUCAAAGCUCACAAAAGACAGAUAGAGAGGAUCAGAAAAGCAAUAGAUGAAUUCGUCUACUCGUUUUUGCCUCCCCUUUCAUCUUGCAUGCCAAUCACGGGGCCUGGAGCCUUGGAAUGCGUCUCUUUCUUCUCCCCCUUUGGUGGUCCUGCAUUCUUUCUCUCCUCCAUACCUUCUUUUACUGCCUAAGGUUGUUAAAUAUGCUGCAGUCAUGUGCUCAAUUACCUUGGACUGGAUAUUGUGAUCCUUGUCAUCCUUACUUGUGGCGUGACC
Molecule: messenger RNA, 1736 nt
Organism: Protomyces lactucae-debilis
Lineage: Eukaryota; Fungi; Ascomycota; Taphrinomycetes; Taphrinales; Protomycetaceae
Product: Alpha/Beta hydrolase protein
Exons: 1
Coding region: 127-1488 (453 amino acids)
Source: RefSeq, a predicted model, not a curated record